Coccomyxa subellipsoidea C-169 is the source of this 1005-nucleotide messenger RNA. Its product is annotated as glycerol-3-phosphate dehydrogenase. Gene Ontology annotation, molecular function: NAD binding; glycerol-3-phosphate dehydrogenase [NAD(P)+] activity. The record is from RefSeq and is a predicted model, not a curated record. The coding region runs from base 1 to 1005 and encodes 334 amino acids. Lineage: Eukaryota; Viridiplantae; Chlorophyta; Trebouxiophyceae; Coccomyxaceae. The transcript is spliced from 6 exons. Gene Ontology annotation, cellular component: cytosol; glycerol-3-phosphate dehydrogenase (FAD) complex. Gene Ontology annotation, biological process: glycerol-3-phosphate catabolic process; carbohydrate metabolic process.
AUGCAUGUGCAGGUUGUCGUGUUUGGUGGAGGCUCCUUUGGGACUGCCAUGGCAUGUGCAUUGGCUAGCCAGAAGUCUCAGCUCAACGUCACUCUUCUGUUGAGAGACCCCUAUGUCUGCAAGGGCAUCAAUGAGCAGCAUGUCAAUACCCGCUACCUGAAGGAGUACGUGCUCCCCAGCAAUGUUGUGGCAACAACAAGCGCCACAGAAGCCAUACAAGGGGCUCAGUAUGCCAUACAUGCAGUUCCCGUCCAGCACAGUCGUGCCUUUCUGAAGAGCAUUGCGGAUAUUCUCCCACCAGAUGUGCCAAUCAUAUCUGUGAGCAAGGGGUUGGAGAUGGGUACGGGCAAGAUGAUGAGCGAGGUCAUCCCAGAUGCGCUCGGUCGUAGGCAGCCAGCUGCCUUCUUGUCAGGCCCCUCCUUCGCAAAGGAGAUGAUGGAUUUGCGUCCCACCGGAGUGGUUGCUGCCUCUAAGGACAAGAAGCUGGCCAGGGAGAUGCAGUGCCUUUUUGCCAGCCCAUAUCUCCGUGUCAACAUCACAACAGAUGUCACUGGUGUGGAGAUUUGUGGAGCGCUGAAAAAUGUACUGGCCUUGGCGGCUGGAAUUGUGGAGGGCCUGGAUCUGGGCAACAAUGCCAUGGCGGCCUUGGUGGCGCAGGGCUGUGCAGAGAUCCGCUGGCUGGCUGAAAAGAUGGGAGCCAAGUCCGCCACAGUGUCAGGCCUUUCGGGGCUGGGAGAUAUCAUGCUUACGUGCUAUGGCUCGCUCUCCCGUAACAGGUCCGUUGGAGUGCGCUUGGGCAGAGGGGACGCUCUGGCAGACAUUCUGGCAAGCAGCAGUCAAGUGGCAGAAGGAGUUGCUACUGCGGGUGUUGUUGUCAGUCUGGCACGCACCUAUCGUGUCUCCUUGCCUGUCCUUACUGCAGUCGCCCAGGUGCUUGAUGGAGCGUUGAGUCCAAAAGAAGCUGUUUUUGAGAUAAUGAACCUUCCUCAAAUUGAAGAGUCAUAA